UUACUCCAUUUGGAAACAGGAUUUGGAAUAAUCUCUUCCCUCUUUUUUUCUCUCUUUGAUGUUUUACAAAGGAUCAGGCAGCCUGACAGGAAAAGUUGUGACAGAAAGAGGAAAAACCCAGAGAGAGGCAGACAGAGCUUUGCCCCGGAGGUUCAUGAGGAAGAAACAGGAGACAGAUAAAGAGGCAGGGAUAAUCUGAGAGAGGGAGGGAAGAGCACAGCUGUUGUGUGAAGAGAAAAUAUAGAUAAAGAAAGCCAGGAGGUGCACAAGUGUGAAGGGCGAAUGAGAAGAGAUUGACGAGGACAACCAAGGCUGGAAAAGGAAAAGUCAGAAAAUAAAAGAGGAAAAUUUCAAGUUGAAGGUCAAGAAAGCCCAAAAACUGAAGAGAUAAACAGACACCUGACAUCGAAUGAAACAAAAAUGGAGGCGCAGCAAGACAAGAGGAAAGAUUUCCUCUGAAAUGGAAGAAAAAGGAUCCGUGUUUGACACGAAGAAGAGGAGACCAUUUGCUCACCAUGUUUUAUACAGCUGGUUUCCCAAAUUCAAACAACCUGCGCCGGAAGAGCAACUUCGUCCCAGGAUAGAAUGAAGAGAGGAGCCAAGAGAUACCUGCCGAGUCUGUGAUACCCUCCUGCCCCUCCUUUUCCUCCUCUCCUCCUUCCUUCCUUUCCCUUUAUAUUCAGCUCUAAAAUUCACAAACUUCCUCCUCCUCUGUCCUGACAUCUCCUCUCCUCUCCAUCUCCUCACUAUGUGGAUACCAGCUUUGCUCAUAUGGAUUCUUAAUAUCAGCAAUUUGUGCUCAGGACAAGACUAUACGGACUAUUACCAAACUGGAGACAUGGGCACUGAGGCUCCAGUAUUGUCAGACGACCAGCCCAGUUUGGAGUCAGUGACGAGUGUGGAUCAGCUAUUGCAGCUUCUAUACCCCGAAUACAAUUUGCUUCAGCACUGCCUGAGGAAGAAAGCAUGGCACGCCUCCUCUUCCCCCUCUUCCUCCACCUCCUCAGCGAGCCCUUUAGUCCACUCCAACGCCGAGGAUCUGUGGGGUCAGCCGAGGGAGGAAGCUCUUUUCAAAGUGGACGGGACUUUGGGAGUCAUCUUAGAGGAGAUCCAGCGGACCUCGUGCCAGCCCAGAGAGGUGUGUGUUGAGGUCGCCAAAGAAUACCCAGAAUCCACCAGUCAGUUCUACCUCCCUCGCUGUGUGGCGCUGCAUCGGUGCGGCGGGUGCUGCACCAACGAGGCCUUUUACUGCACCAACACGAGCCACGCGCUCGUCAACAAGACGUUGAUGGAACUGUCCCCGCCCAGGAUGGAUCGCUCCGUCGUCAUGGUAACCUUCGUCAACCACACUUCGUGCGAAUGCCUCUCCAAGCGGCUGCUCCACUCCAUCAUAAGACGAGCCGCAACAGAUCACCUGUGUUCCCCACCCGAAGUUCCCUGUGCCUCCGGGUCAUUAUGGGAUCCAGUGAACUGUGUGUGUGUCUCUACAGACGCCAUAAACUACUCUGAGAGAGAGACAGAGGCGCUGGACUCAGGUCUGCUGGCUCUCUGCGGGCCGAACAGGGUUCUGCACAAGUCCACCUGCGAGUGCGUUUGUCGAAAUGGACUCACUGAGGACAGCUGCGAUCCAGGCUGGAAACUGGACCACAACACCUGUGAAUGCCAGUGUGAAGGUCAAGGCGAGGGGAAGUGGUGCCCCGCCGGCCAGCGGUGGGACGAGGAGCUGUGCGGCUGCGUGUGUGCUGCCGAGUGUCCCGGGAAUCAACCCCUGAACCCCGACACCUGCCUGUGUCAGUGCAGAGAGAGUCCACAGUCGUGUCUGCGGCAGGGCAAGAGGUUUAACCCCAACUCCUGCAGUUGCUACAGGUUGCCUUGCAGAAAGCCCAGACGUGUGUGCCAGGCUGGCUUUUACUACAGCCACCACGUCUGCCAGUGCAUCCCCAACCACAUGAGGCCUGAGUGGAAUUAACCAAUCACAGGCAACACCGGGGGACGCAGGACUGCAGCCAUUUAUUGUCCUUCCACAUGAGACUAAAAAACAUUUUUAGCCUGAAAACAAAGGGGCGAAAAGGAGGACGUGCCUCUUUACAUGAAGGUGGAACUUCACAUUUACAUGUUCUGGGUCACAGCGGCACUUUGAGGAGUUUUAUUAAUGCUGACUGUGCUGACAAAAAGCUGCAAGAGGAGGCGUCCCAGUGACACAAAACAGCCGUACGGGGCGAUCUCAGACAAAGAGACAAAGAGGAUAUAUAUGACUCUCUGAGACUCUUAUAACACGAUCCUGACUGGAAGGAAAUAACCACACCUGCCUGAGAGCUCGACAGCGAGGGCCAAUCAGACUCUGAGCCGGAAGCUCAUCCCCGCCGCAACGUGUUGGAGCAAGACAUUCAACCACCGACGUGCUGCAGAGCCCUCAUGACUGUGUGAAAUGGAAAGUGGAAUAAUGACAGACCAGACUUUAUGCUUUCUUAGAUUAAAUAAACUGCAGGCACUCUGGCAGUCUGGAGUCACGAGAUGUUUGAGAGGUUGAAGGGUUUAUUCUUGCAUAAAUCAUGUAAUGUGAUGUUGCCGGCCUCAUAUUCCCUCUUCUAGCAGAGCUGGAAAUGGUGACAGUAUGAUUUGGUGGUCCAUUCAGAGCACCAGAGGCUGUUUCCAACGCUAGAAUUUUAACGACCACAUGGAAAAGGAUGGAGUGGAG
Molecule: messenger RNA, 2698 nt
Organism: Cottoperca gobio
Lineage: Eukaryota; Metazoa; Chordata; Actinopteri; Perciformes; Bovichtidae
Product: vascular endothelial growth factor C-like
Exons: 8
Coding region: 749-1969 (406 amino acids)
Biological process (GO): vascular endothelial growth factor signaling pathway; sprouting angiogenesis; positive regulation of protein phosphorylation
Cellular component (GO): membrane
Molecular function (GO): growth factor activity; vascular endothelial growth factor receptor 3 binding; chemoattractant activity
Source: RefSeq, a predicted model, not a curated record